Lolium rigidum is the source of this 935-nucleotide messenger RNA. Its product is annotated as polyubiquitin-like. Gene Ontology annotation, biological process: protein ubiquitination; modification-dependent protein catabolic process. Gene Ontology annotation, cellular component: nucleus; cytoplasm. Gene Ontology annotation, molecular function: protein tag activity; ubiquitin protein ligase binding. The transcript has 3 exons. The record is from RefSeq and is a predicted model, not a curated record. NCBI's taxonomy places the organism in Eukaryota, Viridiplantae, Streptophyta, Magnoliopsida, Poales, Poaceae. The coding region runs from base 48 to 935 and encodes 295 amino acids.
CGCAGUGCACCGACAAAUUCGACCGCCUGCAAGUCAUCGACCUCUACAUGACAGAAUAUCCGCGGGACAACAGCUGGCAUCGCAAGAUGAAGAUCUUUGUCGAGGUCCUUAAAGGCAAGACCAUCACUCUGGAGGUUGGGAUUUUAGACACAGUUGACAGUGUGAAAGCAAAGAUUCAUGACAAGGAGGGCAUCCCUAUAAACCUGCAGCGCCUCAGGUUCUCCGCUCACGGCGUGCUGGAGGAUGGACACACCUUAGGUGAAUACAACAUCCAAGAGGGUUCUACCCUUCUUCUCAUAUUGGAACUGCAGAUUUUUGUGGAGACCCUUCCUGGUAAAACUACCCCUCUCAAGAUCUAUUCGUACUAUACCAUCGAGCAUGUCAAGAGAGAUAUGUUUCUGGGUCAGCAGGAGAAGCUCAAUGUUUAUAUGCUCAACGGGAAGCAGCUACACAACAGCAUUUCAUUGGCUGAUUAUGGCAUCCAGGAAGGAUCUACUCUCAUCAUCACUCUUGAAGUUGCAACCGUGGAUACCAUCGGCGAUGUUAAGGAGAAGAUUCAAGAUGAACAGCAUUUUCCCAAAAACCAACAGUGCAUCAUCUUUGCCAAUAAACAACUAGAAGAUGAUGUCACCUUGGCGGAUCACAACAUCCAGAAGGAGUCCACCCUUCUCCUUGUCGUUAACCACCCAUCUCAGAGAGGUAAGAUGACCAUCUAUGUCAAGACGUUGUGGAACAAAAUCUACAUUCUUGAGGUUGAGAACAAUGAUACGGUCUAUGAUGUCAUGGUGAUGCUCCAAGGUAAGAUGUCCGUUUUCCCACAUGUUCAGCGCCUCAUCUUUGGCGGCAAGCAGCUAGAUGUCAACCAUACCUUGGAUCACUACAAGGUCAAGAUGUAUUCCACCCUCCACCUCGUGCUCAGAUUUGGUGGAGGCUGA